UGCGUUUUUAGGAGUUCUGUUGUGUGACAAGAAAAUUUGUUGUGUUAAUUAUUCUGUGCUUGGUUUCACUCAAGUAAAAGCUGUGGGAUAGGCAUGGCGGCUGUUUUUGCUGUCUUCUGUUGGACUAUCGUGUUUCUAGUACUGCCUGUUACACCAAAAAGGGAUGAUUUUAAUGGGCACUUUACAGUGUACUCCCCAGGACUCCUACAAGAAGCCUGGCAUAGUCCUGAUGCUGCAGAACACUUGAAUGAAAUUCCUCAGCCUCACAGCUUUGACAACUUUGCAUCUUUGUUUCCAAUGACCUAUGAUAUACAGGCUCUUCUGGACAGAAGAAACAGUUUUUCACUUAGGAUCAUGAAUUCAUCUUGGAGUGGUCCAGCGGAUACUAAUGUGUUCCACAGAGGAGAGCCAUUGUAUCUGCAGGUGUCCGCCUCACCUGGACCCGGUCAACAGCUUUAUGUUCAGUCCUGCCAUGCGUCCUCUUCUCCAAACCAUACUGACAAACCUGAAGUUGCGCUUAUCAACAAAGGAUGUGUAGCCUCCAAAAAGUCUCUGGUGAAGUUUGUGAUGCAGCAGCCUGACAGAGUGAAUUUUAUUGUUCGUACAUCCAGUAUGAAGUCUUCUGAGAGUUACGUUCACUGCGAAGUCUAUCUUACUAAUUUGGGUGUCACCCCUACCACUAAAUUCUGCAACUACAACAAGCUGAAGUCCAAGUGGGUUGACUUGGGUGGACAAACAACAGUAUGUGAUUGUUGUGGUAGAAGCUGCAGAAAUGCAAUCGAGCGUGUGGAACUGCCAGUUUCUCUAGAUCUGACUGCAGUAGUGAGCACAGGCCCACUGGUACUCAAGGAUCAAGAAUCCGCAAUACCACUGACUCCGUCAGACGACAGCAUUAAUUCCAGCAUUAAUUCCAGCUCUAAAGCCAGAGACCGCUCUGAUAAAAGCUGGAUCAUGGCAAGUACCUCUUUAACUGGAAGCUCAAUGCAAAACAUUGGCAAAGUCUCCCCCUGGCCUGUCCAGCGUGGCUUUGGCGGGGUGAUGGUCAUCCGCAAGGGCCUGGAAAGUGACCUAUCAAUGUGGCUACAAGACCUCAUGGAGCUUGAGUUUAACCCAUUGGUGCAGAUGGGGACUGGUUAUCCGGAAAAAUCUGUUGAGAUAACCCUUCAAAAUGCUGAACCGCUGAGACCAGAUGAGAGGAGUCAGGCAGUUGCUGUGGAUGAAGGAAGAGUUUAUGUAGGAGCUGUGGAUUCACCUGAUGUUGUAAAUGACUGGUUGGACAUGGGGCAUCUUCGUGAUGUUGACCAAUUGCAUAAAAUUCAAGAAAAACCUGUUGUGACUUCAGCGGAUUAUCUAGAGCAGACUCCACUGCAUCUUGAAUCAGAAUUUGACAUUCCUCCAAAUGACCAGCCCCUGAUUAGCCCUACUCCAGAUAAACCAUCUGAGAGUGAGGAUGAGGGAGGAGUUGUUUUCAGACAGGCUGUGAUGAUCUUUAAUGGUGCUAAAGGAGCCAAAUUAUCAGAGCCAGUUCUCUACUCCAAACUGAGUCUGAAUCAAGCUGCAGAUGGAUCCAGUGUUCUCCACUAUGAGGAACAGAAAAGGCCCAGCAAGAACAAACGGGACAAGAGACCACAACUGGAGAAGGAUGGUGAGAAAAGGCCAAAGGAUGUGCGGAUGGAGGAUACCUCUAAAAUUAAAGGCCUUGUUUCAUCCCUAUUGGAUCAACUGAGACCGUAGAUGGAGCCGUGACCUGUUUUUCAUCACGCCUUUGUGAUUAUAACCAUGUAUUAGGUGGCAUUUAAAUAAAUUUCUGACUUGUGAAAUGCA
Molecule: messenger RNA, 1824 nt
Organism: Carassius carassius (crucian carp)
Lineage: Eukaryota; Metazoa; Chordata; Actinopteri; Cypriniformes; Cyprinidae
Exons: 7
Coding region: 94-1734 (546 amino acids)
Biological process (GO): binding of sperm to zona pellucida; positive regulation of acrosome reaction; egg coat formation
Cellular component (GO): extracellular matrix
Molecular function (GO): acrosin binding
Source: RefSeq, a predicted model, not a curated record